Triticum dicoccoides is the source of this 1424-nucleotide messenger RNA. Its product is annotated as farnesyl pyrophosphate synthase-like. The record is from RefSeq and is a predicted model, not a curated record. Gene Ontology annotation, biological process: trans, trans-farnesyl diphosphate biosynthetic process. Gene Ontology annotation, molecular function: (2E,6E)-farnesyl diphosphate synthase activity; dimethylallyltranstransferase activity. Bases 95 to 1168 code for a protein of 357 amino acids. The transcript is spliced from 12 exons. Gene Ontology annotation, cellular component: cytoplasm. NCBI's taxonomy places the organism in Eukaryota, Viridiplantae, Streptophyta, Magnoliopsida, Poales, Poaceae.
GCGGCAGAAAAUAAAAUAAAAACUAAAAACCGGAUAAAUCAAGAUCGGCGCGCGAUCGCCGGCCGCCACACGCGUCUCACGCACGCACGCACCUAUGGCCGCGGCGGCGCAGGGCGAAGCGAGCACGGGCGCCACGACGACGGCGACGUUCCGGCGCGUGUACGAGACCCUGAAGGCCGAGCUUCUCCGGGACGGCUACUUCCACUUCAACGACGACGCCCUCCGAUGGCUCGACGCCAUGUUGGACUAUAACGUGCUUGGCGGAAAGCUGAACCGUGGCUUGGCCGUCGUCGAGAGCUACAAAUCGUUGAAAGCAGGAUCUGAACCGAGCGAGGAGGAGGAGUUCCUUGCUUGCGUUCUUGGCUGGGGCAUUGAAUGGCUUCAGGCUUAUUUCCUCAUCCUUGAUGAUAUUAUGGAUAAUUCUCAAACUAGGCGAGGAAAACCAUGUUGGUAUAGGCUUCCGAAGGUUGGCCUCAUUGCUAUAAAUGAUGGACUUCUCCUUCGCAGCCAAAUAUCACGGAUCUUCAAGCGUUAUUUUUACGGGAAACCUUACUAUGUUGAUCUCCUAGACUUAUUCAAUGAGGUCGAGUUUAAGACGACUUCUGGCGAGUUGUUAGACCAAAUUACAACAAGUGAAGGGCAGAAAGAUCUGAGCAAAUAUACUGUAGAUGUUUACAGGCGCAUUGUAGAAUACAAAACAGCUUACUAUUCAUUCUAUUUGCCGGUAAAAGAGAAUGUUGGUUGUGCACUGCUACUGUCCGGUAGGAAUUUAGAUGAUUAUGUUCAAGUGAAGCACAUCCUAGUUGAAAUGGGUGUUUACUUUCAAAGUCAGGACGAUUAUCUUGACUGUUUUGGUGAUCCAGAAGUUAUGGGCAAGGUUGGAACCGAUAUUGAAGACUUCAAGUGCUCUUGGCUGUUUGUUCAAGCACUAGUACGUGUCGAUGAGAGGCAAAAAGACAUCCUAUUUGAAAAUUACGGGAAGUCAGAUCCUGCUUGCGUCGCAAAAGUGAAGGCUCUGUAUAAAGAGCUCAAUCUCGAGAGGGUGUUCUCUGAGUAUGAAAGUGAGACUUAUGAAAAGCUGAUCUCAGACAUCGAAGCGCAGCCAAAUGAAGCUGUACAAGCAGUGUUGAAAUCCUUUUUGCAUAAAAUCUACAGGAGGAGGAAAUAGGACUAUUCUUGCAUACAAAAAGAUUGUCGGAUGGAACAACUUCUUUCCUGUCGGCAUGUGCAAGAUGAAUAACACUCCCUUCUUCCCAAAAUAACUGUCGUUGUUUCAGUUCAAAUUACAGAGGGAGUAUUACUUAUGAAUGGUCCAGAGUUUUUGCAUACCAUGUAAAAGUAUUAAAUAAAAUGUACUUCCUUUCUGUUUUGUUCUUCUAUUUGUAUGUAUAAGAUCAUUUACACACAGUUAUUGUUGUACUUUU